Molecule: messenger RNA, 1349 nt
Organism: Sinocyclocheilus grahami
Lineage: Eukaryota; Metazoa; Chordata; Actinopteri; Cypriniformes; Cyprinidae
Product: teashirt homolog 2-like
Exons: 1
Biological process (GO): regulation of transcription by RNA polymerase II
Cellular component (GO): nucleus
Molecular function (GO): DNA binding; DNA-binding transcription factor activity, RNA polymerase II-specific
Source: RefSeq, a predicted model, not a curated record
UCUGACAGAGGGAACCCGUCACCUAGCCCCCCUGCCAGCAAUGGGCACAGCAGUUCUUCAGAGCUUGUCAGAGACUCCCAGGAAGUCCUUAGCAUAAACCCUCUAAGCGCACUACAGUCUGUCUUGAACAAUCAUUUGGGUAAAGCAAACAAGCCCAGGCCCGAAAGCAUCCUCUCCCAUCACACACAAUCCUUCUUUUCAGAACUGAAUAGAGGUUUAGAGAAACCAAUUUCGGCACUCUCAGCAUCUGCUGCCCUCAGGCCCAGCAAUAGCUUCAUGUACACAAAUGACGACCAACCAAUAGACUUGACAAAACACAAACACAACAAAACAAAGCCUUCCCUCUUAUUGCAGUCCUCCACUCCAGUGCCCCAGAAACAUGCCCUCUCUGACAUUGCCGACAUGGUGAAGGUUCUUCCAAAAGCCACAACUCCAAAGCCCUCAAUCCCAGCGAGAGUGCCUGUCAUGAAGCUGGAGACUGACGUGCGACGAUUCGAAGAUGUCUCCAGUGAAAUGUACUCGGUUCACAAGCGUAAAGGCAGACAGUCCAACUGGAACCCCCAACAUCUGCUCAUCCUUCAAGCCCAGUUCACCUCCAGCCUUUUUCAGACUUCUGAGGGCAAGUAUCUCCUCUCAGACCUCGGGCCUCAGGAGAGGAUGCACAUCUCCAAGUUCACUGGGCUUUCCAUGACCACCAUCAGCCACUGGCUCGCCAAUGUCAAGUACCAGCUUAGGAAAACAGGAGGGACCAAGUUUUUGAAGAACAUGGACACUGGCCAUCCGGUCUUCUACUGCAAUGACUGUGCAUCGCAAUUCAGAACGCCCUCUGCGUUUAUAUCCCACCUGGAGAACCACCUGGGUUUCCAAAUCAAGGACAUGAACAAACUACCCAUAGAACAUCCAACUAAAGUAACAGAGCCCAAACUUUCAAAGGCGCUCAAUGUCCGGCCGACGGAUUCACAGAUCACAGAAGAGGAAUCUGACUCAAAGUUCAAAUGCAAGCUUUGCAGUCGGACAUUUGCCAGCAAUCACGCGGUCAAACUUCACUUGAGUAAAACUCACAGUAAAUCCCCUGAGAAUCAUUCACAGUUUGUGGAAAUGGACAAAGAGUAGCUUUGUUGAUUUUUACUACUUGUAGUUAUCUUGUUGGUAAAUAACUGUAAUUGUUCUGCUUUUAUAAAACACGGGUCAAAUUGUCUACUUUUUUUUCUUCCUUUUUUUCCAUAAUGUUUCAAGUAGCAUUACGUAGAAUGCUUAAAGUUCAACUUCAGAAUCAACAUUUCAUCAUAUUAGACUAAAUGGACGCACUGGCUGGGCUAGAAUGAAGUGUACUGUUAGAAAAUAAAUAA